Equus caballus (horse) is the source of this 3564-nucleotide messenger RNA. Its product is annotated as translation initiation factor IF-2. NCBI's taxonomy places the organism in Eukaryota, Metazoa, Chordata, Mammalia, Perissodactyla, Equidae. The record is from RefSeq and is a predicted model, not a curated record.
AUGACACAGGGAAAUUGCCGCAGGAUGGCAGUCGGUACCCAGCCGCCGCCGCCGCCGCCGCCGGGGCGCCCCCGCCCCGCCCCGCCCGCCGCUCCCCCCGCUGCCUCCGCCGCUGGCCGCGCGUCCCUUCGGAAGAGCCGCUGCCCCGAGGCCGCGGAGGCGCGAGGGCGGCGGAGGGGGCGCCCCGGGACCGCCGCCCGCCCUCGCAGGGCGCUUUGUUCUUUCUCUCCAACUACCUGUCUGAGCGGCGGGCCGGAGGGGGCCCGGAGGCAGGGCCGCCCCCGGAGGGGCUCCGCGUCCGCCUCGUGGGGGCGCUCUCGGCGCGAGGGCGAGGGCCCGUCCCCCUCCCCUCCUUCUCCUCUCUCCUCUUUUGUUGCUUCUACUCUUGGACUACGCGCCGCCCUUGCUGUUCCCCCUCCCGCUUGGGAGUGUGCAGGGUGGACGCACAGCGAGCACCGUGAGCUGGCCCCCGGCGACCCCGGGCCCCGCCGAGCGCGGUCGCCCCCGCCGAGGGCGCCCCGCGGACCCGGGGGCCGCGCUCCCAGGUCCCCGCGCUUCGGCCUGCGCGGGACCGCGGCGCCUCCCGGACGCGCGGCUGGGACUCAGCGGAGAUGGGAAUCGGCGCCGGGCUUCUCCUUGGGCAGCCCCUCGUGCUCCUACGCUGUGCGCUCACAGUAUCAGAGGAAAUCAGACAGAUCCCAGCUGUUUCCAGUCGAGUCCUUUAUCCCUCUGCAAUAAUAUAGUAUCAACACAUUCCCAGGGGUUCCCAGAGUUAUUUUUAAAGGAACAGUAAUGCUCUCAGCCCUUCUGGAGUUAUUUUCCUUCUCAUUUCACUGGCCGUUUCGGUUUGGGUGAUUUCGGGGAUUGUAGGGCACCCCUUUCACCUGCUAAGGACUGAAGGGCCAAGGCUACCUCAUCAUCAUCAUUCACUGGCAUCUGGAGACCGCGGGGCUCAGCACAGCGUUCGGAGCCUUUCCUAGCAGAAGAGGAAUGAAGGCCUGGGGGAAAAGAAGAGGAGACAGAUUAGCUCAGAUUAACUGGACAUCCUGUGGUUUAUCUGCCUCCCGACUGCAGCAAACCUUGGUAGCCUCACAAUUUCUUCGUGGCACACGUAAAGGAUAAAAGAGCCUGACAGAACAGAAAAUAGGAAAUGCAAUAGUGGAUCGAAGCCUCAUUGGAUUUCUUUUGGAACAGAAUAGGUAGGAAAAGAAAACGCUGAGCGGAGCCUGAACAGAGCAAUAGAACUUAGAAAAGCCUAAGAAUGGCAUUUCCACAGCUGGGCCUCGCAUGGCUUGGGGUUUCUCACACUUAGUGGCUCCACGGUUUGUGUUGGUGGCCCUUCCCCCCGAACGCUGUGGUGCCGGAGGGACAGGUGCUUGCCUCCGCGUGCACUCCCCAGAGUCCCGCACAUGAACCCUGAGAGAGAACUGAGCACCACUUUCAGGAACUUCAGUUUGGAAACUAAGGGUAAACUCAUGCUAGUGCCAAGUUCACGAUCCAGCCCGAUUCCUGUGUUUCUGAAAGGUGGGAAGAGUUCGGGCCCAACUGCUUCCUCUACAGAGGAAAGAAAAGAUGAAAGGCCUGAAGGGCCUCUCUUAGACCACGUCAGACAGGGGCUUCUCCCUCCAUUCUGGAUCCCGGUGUGCGGCAGAGGCGGCCUUUGCUUCCCCAGCCCCGUUCUGUCCUGAUGUUCCAAAUCACCAGGCUCUCGAUCACACACCUCCCAGGGGUUGUUUUCUCUAAUAAGUAGGUUCAUUUUUGUACAUUGAAUUUUCCCCUGUAGCCUGCAUUUUCUACCAUUUUCCGUGUACACCAUCGAAGCUGGAUUGUGAGCCUUAUGAAAUAAUUGAGGUCUGAGAUGAGAAAUUAGGCCUGAAAGCAGAUCAGGCUGAGUCUGGAAAGGACUUUGCAGGGAGGGCUUCAUCAAUGGAACAGCCAAGAAGAGACCCACAGCUCAGUUUGCCUCUGUUCCCAACACACCUCCUAGAUGUCCACGCUAACGUCAUUUCUGCUGUUUCUUACAAUCCACAGGCACUACGGAUAGGUGACUUGUCCUACUGAGAACUGGUAGGAACUCAUAUGUCUGAUCUCCUUUGAAAAUUAAUUGUGAUGCGAGCUCCUGUGAGCACCUGGCAGGGAAGAAAAAACGGAGACAAGGAACUAGUUUUCCAAAGUAAAGAAACAUAAGAUUCCAAGAUUAGCGUUUGGUGACUGAUCUCUGAUUCAUUCAAGAAGUCUUUUCAUAAGCACCUCUUGUGUACCCAGCUCUUUGAUUCUUGCAUUUAUGCACUCAAAAAAAAUUUGUUUGGCUCCUACUAAGUUACAGUGAGACACUGGGGGGAUAGAGUGGCGAACAGUGGAAACAAAGUCCCUCUCUCUGGGGUGGGGGGUGAAGGAGGCAGAUAAUAAACAGGGAAACAAACAAGUGAGAAAAUUUCAAAACUUAAUGAGUGUUACAAAGAAAUUAAAAGAAGUUGCAGUGACUGGGCAGAGGGGCAGCAGGAGAGAACAGUUGGGCAUUCAGGAAAGGCCUUACCAAGGAAUGACAUGUACACUGCGAGCUGAAGGCUGAAAAGGAGCUGACCAUUUGAAAAUGUUCCUGGGGAAAGAAAAGAAUUAAGGCAUGUGGCCUUAUUAGCCUAUAGUUUUGUUAGAUUCAUCAAAAAAUAAUUAGUUGCCAAUGCAAGGGAAGAGAGUCAAUCUCUAAGUGCUAUGGGACUUUAGAAGAAAAUGAUCACUGAUGAGAAAAAACUAGUUAAGGAAUACGUCAUGGAUAUGGAUCUUGCCCUUGACCUGGAAUAUAUUUGGAUGAGUGGAGUGAAGGCAUGGAAUUGGGCAUGUGAGCAGUAAGGAUGUGGACAUCACCUCUCUGUUAGAUGUAAGGGGCCCAAGGAAGAAGGGCCAAGAAUGCCACUGACAGAGGUGGGAAGAUGCUUAGAAUGGGAAGGGGCCUUCAGGUCAAGUAGCCCCUUGUUCCUCAACAUAUGGUCUCUGAACCAGUAACAUCAGCAUCACCUGGGAGCGUCUUAGAAACGCAGCAUCUUGGGCUCCAUCCCAGACCUGCUGAGUCAGAAUGUGCGUUUCAGCAAGAUGCCUGAUCUGGGUGCACCUUCAACUUGGAGAACCACUGUUCCAGUCCAGUCCUCUCAUUUUAGAGAUGAGGGAACAGGAUUGAUCUGAUCCCAUCUUUGUGUGCCUGCAUGUGUGACAGAGACAGAGAAUUUUGCUUUCAACUUUUUGUUUCAAAUAAAGAACCCAGAGGUAACAUCUGUGGCCAAAUAUGUUUCUUAUGUAGGGCAGAAGCAUGGUUUUCAGCUCAAAUAGAAGAGGAAAGUUAAAACUUGAUGGCUUUUGCUGGUUUGUGCAUCUGUCUAGGAAACAGUUUUGGUAGAUUUGAGGCCUGAAUCCAGCUUUCUAAAAGAUCAGAUUUACUCUACUGGAUUACCCUUUGGAUUCAGACCAUUUAUACUCAAGUAACUUGGCCCCUUCUAGCCAUAUGAUGUUGAGCAAGUCACUUAAGUGUCUGAAUGUCAUUGUAUUGUCUAUAAAGAGUGAUUUAUAUAA